UUUGUCUCCACUCACCAGAAGCCACUUCAGAGCUUCUCUCACCCUCUCUCUUUCUCCUCCAAACUCAAUCAUCGCUUCUAGAGAGAGAAACGAGAGAGAAAGAGAGAGAUGAAGAUGGAAGGCACGCCGGCUGUCCAUGGAUAUUACAUGCCUGCAGAGUGGGAACCCCAUUCCCAGUGCUGGAUUGGAUGGCCUGAACGCCCGGAUAACUGGAGAGACAAUGCAGUGCCAGCAUCAGCAGGUGUUUACCAAGGUAGCAUCUGCAAUCUCAAAGUUUGAGCCCGUUACUGUAUGUGCAAGUGCCAAUCAGUGGGCAAAUGCUCGAAGUCAGCUACCAGAAACUGUCAGGGUUGUCGAGAUGAGUUUGAAUGAUUCGUGGUUUCGUGAUACAGGACCAACAUUUGUCGUAGGAAAAAGCGCCUCUUGUUCUGGUACCCCAGAGCCAAAGGUUGCUGGUAUUGAUUGGAAUUUCAACAGCUGGGGAGGCAUUGAUGAUGGUUGUUAUCGAGAUUGGAGUCAUGAUCUUCUUGUGGCGCAAAAGAUCCUGGCAAUUGAGAAGCUUCCAAGGUUUCAACACUCCAUGAUUCUCGAAGGCGGUAGCAUCCAUGUCGAUGGAGAAGGGACUUGCCUCACCACCGAGGAGUGCCUGUUAAAUAAAAAUAGGAACCCACAUUUGACCAAGGAGCAAAUAGAGGAUCAACUUAAGGCGUAUCUCGGAGUGACGAAAAUCAUUUGGUUGCCUCGUGGAUUAUACGGAGACGAUGAUACUAAUGGUCACAUCGACAAUAUGUGCUGUUUUGUAAAGCCUGGUGUGGUUUUGUUGUCGUGGACUGAUGAUGAAACGGAUCCUCAGUAUGAAAGAGCUGUAGAAGCCGUUUCUGUUCUCUCCAAUACUACUGAUGCCAAGGGUAGGAAAUUAGAAAUAAUAAAACUUCACGUACCAGGGCCGCUAUACAUGACAGAGAAGGAGGCUGCUGGGCUUUUUCAGGAGGAGUGCGAAGCUAAACCGAGACUUGCAGGCACGAGACUUGCUGCUUCAUAUGUAAAUUUCUACAUUGCAAAUGGAGCCAUCAUUGCACCCCAAUUUGGGGACCAGAAAUGGGAUGAUGAGGCUGUUCGCGUCCUAUCCAAAGCCUUUCCAAACCAUGAAGUGGUAAGAAUUGAAGGCGCAAGGGAGAUUGUUCUGGCGGGUGGAAAUAUACACUGCAUUACUCAGCAACAACCACGCGUUUCACUCAGUAUUAUGUCCACAAUGAUUGCUUUCAUACAUAGAAUGGCACUCACUCAAGCAGAGACCGCUAAUCUCCGAGUUGUUCUAACAUUACAGCGUAUGGCUUGCAAGCCUCCGAAGUACAAGGUAAUAAAGUGCCUAGGUCUAGACUCUAGAGACAAAGACGUUUUCAUAAUUCUUGUUGAUUGAGCUUUUGGUGUAUUAAUAUUGCUACGACGAAAUCUUGUUCAAUCGAGUUGCAUAACAUUUAUACUUUGCAUCAUCGGAAACAGCUGAGUGUCUUUGAUAUGACGAUUGCGUGCAAAUUAAACGUUUCAAUUUCUAGAA
Messenger RNA from Pyrus x bretschneideri (Chinese white pear), 1558 nucleotides. RefSeq names its product agmatine deiminase. Gene Ontology annotation, biological process: putrescine biosynthetic process. Lineage: Eukaryota; Viridiplantae; Streptophyta; Magnoliopsida; Rosales; Rosaceae. Gene Ontology annotation, molecular function: protein-arginine deiminase activity; agmatine deiminase activity. The transcript has 10 exons. The record is from RefSeq and is a predicted model, not a curated record. Bases 137 to 1420 code for a protein of 427 amino acids.